This is a messenger RNA of Drosophila grimshawi, 2073 nucleotides long. RefSeq lists its product as uncharacterized. NCBI's taxonomy places the organism in Eukaryota, Metazoa, Arthropoda, Insecta, Diptera, Drosophilidae. The record is from RefSeq and is a predicted model, not a curated record. The transcript is spliced from 6 exons. The coding region runs from base 130 to 1878 and encodes 582 amino acids.
AAAUUUAAAGCAACUGCUGGACAACUCCCACCCAAAAUUGUUGAGAGUUUUUACUCAGUUGCUCUUGUUAUGGGUAACUUAGAGAGCUACAGAUUAGGUUAAUCUGUCGAGCCAAAAACUAAGAUUAGAAUGUCGAUUAACAGCGAUGAGAGUAUAAACAAUUUAAUUGACAUUGAGAACUGUGAUGAUAUAUCUGAGACCUAUAAGCCAAAAGCGUUUGAGCCCGAGUUAAAUGCUUCAAGUACGUCCACCUUAAGAGAAGGUGAGACACAGGAAAAUAAUCAGUUCUAUAAAUUAGUCAGAACUUCGAUUGAAACAGAUAAGCCAGAUACAGCCAGAAGUUCCACAAAUUCAAUUAAACUAUUCUACGAAGCUGUUAUACCAGAGCCAAUAAAACAUCAUUGCUCUGCAUUUCGAAUUGCUUCUGGGCAAACAGGAAAAAAACAUGAACAACAAUUUGAGUACAGGGAUUGUGAAACUUGUGAUUGUCAAUUUUGUUGCGGUAUAAGUAAUGCAGAUCAAUCAAAAAACAACUCAAAAUUGAUGGCACCAAAAUACGGAGCAAGAGAAACUAACAGUGCUGAGUUCUAUGGCCAGCAGAUGACAAUGCAAAUGGGACCUGAAAUGGAAAUGGGAAUGAAUCCCGGAAUGAAUAAAUAUAGCUGUGAUAUGCCAAGGGUUUCUUAUCUAGACCAGUCAACGAGUGCUGACCAUUUCCAUCAGUCACAAAUGCAGACACAGUCUUUGACAAACGUCAACAACUAUGAGUAUAUGCCACAAGAGGCACAGAUGUCGGGUGCAGAUGGCUAUUUGCAGUCCCAACCGAACAAUUAUUACAUCGAAAGCAGUGCAGAUGUGAAUCCUGGUGCUCCUUGUUCGACUCCUUGUUCUUGCAACUGUCCAUCAAGAGAUUACAAUGAUUACGACCUUGGAGCUCGUCAAAUGCAAGAAGACUCAGCAGCAGCAGUUCAAAGCGAUGACUACGGAAUGCAGGAGACGACAGCUAUUCACCAAUGUCAAGUGGCUCAGAGAAUGCCUCGCGAAGCCAGCUUUCUGGAAUACCGUAACUGUGGCCAAAACACCGAGCAAACCAGUUGCCCAAUAAACGCAGCUGGAAUGCCAUCCUGCAUCAAUAAUUGCGGAUACCCAAGUGAUCCACGUUCUCCCUCAUCCAGACCGUUUCCUUUUACAGAAUGCUGCACAUCCUCCUGCCAGCAGAUGCCUUAUUAUUCCUAUUUUCCCAGCAACUGCGUGCAUGGGGAACACUUUAUCCAAAAUUUGCGAUCAACGCAGCCUGAUUGUUUUCCCAAUUACCAGACAGCUCCUUCGUCGCCGCCCGGCAUGGGCAUGAAUAUGAAUUAUGGUCCCAGUUGUGGUCCCAGUUAUCCACCCAGCUGUGAUCCCUACAGUGCUGGCUACUAUUCCAACUACUCGCCCAGCUAUGGUCCCCCCAAGAACACCAUCUAUGGUGCCGAUGACAAGCUGCAAGCGCAAACCGUUUACAGCACCGAUUUCAAUCCGUUUUCAAGACCCGGCAACAAUCUCAAUCACUUUCCCAGUUAUCAAGCUUCCGGCAGCUGGGGCAGCUUCAAUGACUCCAAUAACUGUGGCACAUACCCAGCUGACUUUGGCAGCUUCAAUUCAGGCGGCAUCUAUAUGCCACCAAUGUGCUACAAUGUCCAGCCCUGUUCUUCGGGUGGCAGCUGCAUGUUGCCACCGGCUGGUUGUGUCUAUGGUACGCCUUGUCCAGCCAAUUACAUGUCGCUGCCGACCACUUACUGUUGCCCACCCAGUCCCGCAACUUGCCACGGUGCCGCACCGUUUCCAGCUCCGAAUACCGCUUCAUACGAAAUGCCUUCAGGCUGCAACCAGCUGUGAUUCAAUAGUCCUCUUGCACCUGUAUAAAAUAUAAAGGAUAAAAGGAUAACGUUUCCACUGGUUGACGAUUAGUUGAAAUUAAAAUUGGAAUAAACUUUAUAAUAAAUUAGAAGCUUCAUACAAACUGUGUAUUGGGCAAGUAACAUUAUAAGAACGGAAUUUAGUUAACAAAAACUGAAUGUCAUCUUGAAAAUA